This is a messenger RNA of Cryptococcus amylolentus CBS 6039, 614 nucleotides long. RefSeq lists its product as hypothetical. NCBI's taxonomy places the organism in Eukaryota, Fungi, Basidiomycota, Tremellomycetes, Tremellales, Cryptococcaceae. The coding region runs from base 250 to 606 and encodes 118 amino acids. The transcript is spliced from 2 exons. The record is from RefSeq and is a predicted model, not a curated record.
GUUAGCUCCAAUCCACCCCUACAUCAGAUCAAAGAAGACCUACGCGACGACGGGCAAGCCUACACUCAUUGCAUGUAGGAAGGGCGACUGGAGAGGGGGCACGACCUCCUUCGUCCUCGUUGUCUUGCUUGCGCUUCUUGCAGGCGUCAUCUGCUUCUUCGGCAGCAGCAAUGUUGUCUACCAGAUCGGAGAGCGUUUCGGCAGACUGCUCGUUGUCCCGUUCGGAAACAGAGUCAGCCUCAGAAGGCGAUGGUGAAUGAGGAGGGGUAUUUUGUGCUGAGCGAUACAGUGAGCCAACACAGAAAGACAGGGUCAAUAAGAGCAGCCAGAGGAAGAACGCACCGUGGGACGAAUCAGCAGGUUCCGCCGCCGCCACCGCCUCUUGCGGAAGAAGAAUGUCGCAUGUGGGGCAGGAAGGAGCAUCGUCCUCGAGUAAAGAGGAAUCGUCUAUGGCGUGGGUUAGAUAAUGGAAACGAUAGGCAGAGAAGAGCUACGUACCCUCAAGCGCUUGCGCUUGAUACUCGAAAACGGAGACGGGGGUAUCCUGCUGCUCUUGCUGAGGGAUAUCGGUCGACGCUUUGGUGGCUUCAAUAUGGAUGCUCAUGAUGAACAGC